AUGGCGGCUCCAGGGACGUGGCUGGUGCUGGUGGUGGUCGCAGUUUCCGCCGCAAGCGCCGAGGUCGUCAGCUUCGGCCACUGCCCCGAGUACAGGGUGAAUGGCACAGUGCAGCCGAGGCGGUGUUCGGUGCAGACAGCAAUGGUGCACCCGUGCAAGGAGGCGAGCAGCCACCGGCCAUGUAAGGUGCGCCAGACCAAGUCGGCUGGCAUCUCCUUCACCUACACCACAGGUGAGGGACCAGUCUCCUUCACCUACACCACAGGUGAGGGCCCAGUCUCCUUCACUUACAACGCAGAUGAGGCCAUUAUCACCUUCACUUACAGCUCAGGUGAGGGCCCCAUCUAUUUCACCUACACAAUGACUGAGGGCCCCAUCUCCUUCACCACAGGUGAGGGACCCAUCUCCUUCACCCACACCACAGGUGAGGGCCCAGUCUCCUCACUUACAACACAGGUGAGGGACCCAUCUCCUUCACCCACACCAAAGGUGAGGGCCCAGUCUCCUCACUUACAACACAGCUCAGGUGAGGGCCCCAUCUAUUUCACCCACACAAUAACUGAGGGCCCCAUCUCCUUCACCACAGGUAAGGGCCCUAUCUCCUUCACCUACACAAUAGCUCAGGGCCUCAUCUUCAUCUACACAGGUGAGGGACCCAUCUCCUUCACCCACACCAUAGGUGAGGGCCCAUUCUCCUCACUUACAACACAGGUGAGGGCCCAGUCUCCUUCACCUACAACACAGGUGAGGGCCCAGUCUCCUUCACCCCCACCACAGGUGAGGGCCCAAACCUACACCACAGGUGAGAGCCCAGUCUCCUUUACCUACACCACAGGUGAGGGCCCAGUCUCCUUCACCUACACCACAAGUGAGGGCCCAGGCUCCGUCACCCACACCACAGGUGAGGGCCCGGUCUCCUUCACCCACACCACAGGUGAGGGCCCAGUCUCCUUAACCUACACCACAGGUGAGGGCCCAGUCUCCUCCACCUACACCACAGGUGAGGGCCCAGUCUCCUUCACCUACACCACAGGUGAGGGCCAGUCUCCUUCACCCGCAGCACAGGUGAGGGCCCAGUCUCCUUCACCUACAACACAGGUGAGGGCCCAGUCUCCUUCACCCCCACCACAGGUGAGGGCCCAAACCUACACCACAGGUGAGAGCCCAGCCUCCUUCACCUACACCACAGGUGAGGGCCCAGUCUCCUUCACCUACACCACAAGUGAGGGCCCAGGCUCCGUCACCCACACCACAGGUGAGGGCCCGGUCUCCUUCACCCACACCACAGGUGAGGGCCCAGUCUCCUUAACCUACACCACAGGUGAGGGCCCAGUCUCCUCCACCUACACCACAGGUGAGGGCCCAGUCUCCUUCACCUACACCACAGGUGAGGGCCAGUCUCCUUCACCCACACCACAGGUGAGGGCCCAGUCUCCUUCACCUACACCUCAGGUGAGGGCCCAGUCUCCUUCACCUACAACACAGGUGAGGGCCCAGUCUCCUUCACCCCCACCACAGGUGAGGGCCCAAACCUACACCACAGGUGAGAGCCCAGUCUCCUUCACCUACACCACAGGUGAGGGCCCAGUCUCCUUCACCUACACCACAAGUGAGGGCCCAGGCUCCGUCACCCACACCACAGGUGAGGGCCCGGUCUCCUUGACCCACACCACAGGUGAGGGCCCAGACUCCUCACUUACAACACAGGUGAGGGCCCAGUCUCCUUCACCUACACCACAGGUGAGGGCCCAGUCUCCUUCACCUACACCACAGGUGAGGGCCCAGUCUCCUUCACCUACAACACAGGUGAGGGCCCAGUCUCCUUCACCCCCACCACAGGUGAGGGCCCAAACCUACACCACAGGUGAGAGCCCAGUCUCCUUCACCUACUCCACAGGUGAGGGCCCAGUCUCCUUCACCUACACCACAAGUGAGGGACCCAUCUCAUUCACCCACACCACAGGUGAGGGCCCAGUCUCCUUCACCUACACCACAGGCGAGGGCCCAGUCUCCUUCACCUACACCACAGGUGAGAGCCCAGUUUCCUUCACUUACAACACAGAUGAGGCCAUUAUCACCUUCACUUACAGCUCAGGUGAGGGCUCCAUCUAUUUCACCUACACAAUGACUGAGGGCCCCAUCUCCUUCACCACAGGUGAGGGCCCAGUCUCCUUCACCAACACCACAGGUGAGAGCCCAGUCUCCUUCACUUACAACACAGAUGAGGCCAUUAUCACCUUCACGUACAGCUCAGGUGAGGGCCCCAUCUAUUUCACCUACACAAUGACUGAGGGCCCCAUCUCCUUCACCACAGGUGAGGGACCCAUCUCCUUCACCCACACCACAGGUGAGGGCCCAGUCUCCUCACUUACAACACAGGUGAGGGACCCAUCUCCUUCACCCACACCACAGGUGAGGGCCCAAUCUCCUCACUUACAACACAGGAGAGGGUCCAGUCUCCUAACAUACACCACAAAUGAGGGCCCAGUCUCCUUCACCUACACCACAGGUGAGAGGCCAGUCUCCUUCAUUUACAACACAGAUGAGGCCAUUAUCACCUUCACUUACAGCUCAGGUGAGGGCCCCAUCUAUUUCACCUACACAAUGACUGAGGGCCCCAUCUCCUUCACCACAGGUGAGGGCCCAGACUCCUCACUUACAACACAGGUGAGGGCCCAGUCUCCUUCACCUACACCACAGGUGAGGGCCCAGUCUCCUUCACCUACAACACAGGUGAGGGCCCAGUCUCCUUCACCCCCACCACAGGUGAGGGCCCAAACCUACACCACAGGUGAGAGCCCAGUCUCCUUCACCUACACCACAGGUGAGGGCCCAGUCUCCUUCACCUACACCACAAGUGAGGGCCCAGGCUCCGUCACCCACACCACAGGUGAGGGCCCGGUCUCCUUCACCCACACCACAGGUGAGGGCCCAGUCUCCUUAACCUACACCACAGGUGAGGGCCCAGUCUCCUCCACCUACACCACAGGUGAGGGCCCAGUCUCCUUCACCUACACCACAGGUGAGGGCCAUGUCUCCUUCACCUAUCCCACAGGUGAGAGCCCAGUCUCCUUCACCUACACCACAGGUGAGGGCCCAGUCUCCUUCACCACCACCACAGGUGAGGGACCAGUCUCCUUCACCUACACCACAGGUGAGGGCCCAGUCUCCUUCACUUACAACGCAGAUGAGGCCAUUAUCACCUUCACUUACAGCUCAGGUGAGGGCCCCAUCUAUUUCACCUACACAAUGACUGAGGGCCCCAUCUCCUUCACCACAGGUGAGGGCCCAGUCUCCUUCACCUACACCACAGGUGAGAGCCCAGUCUCCUUAACUUACAACACAGAUGAGCCCAUUAUCACCUUCACUUACAGAUCAGGUGAGGGCCCCAUCUAUUUCACCUACACUAUGACUGAGGGCCCCAUCUCCUUCACCACAGGUGAGGGCCCAGUCUCCUUCACCUACACCACAGGUGAGAGCCCAGUCUCGUUCACUUGCAACACAGAUGAGGCCAUUAUCACCUUCACUUACAGCUCAGGUGACGGCCCCAUCUAUUUCACCCACACAAUAACUGAGGGCCCCAUCUCCUUCACCACAGGUAAGGGCCCUAUCUCCUUCACCUACACAAUAGCUCAGGGCCUCAUCUUCAUCUACACAGGUGAGGGCCCAGUCUCCUUCACCUACACCACAGGCGAGGGCCCAGUCUCCUUCACCUACACCACAGGUGAGAGCCCAGUUUCCUCCACUUACAACACAGAUGAGGCCAUUAUCACCUUCACUUACAGCUCAGGUGAGGGCUCCAUCUAUUUCACCUACACAAUGACUGAGGGCCCCAUCUCCUUCACCACAGGUGAGGGCCCAGUCUCCUUCACCAACACCACAGGUGAGAGCCCAGUCUCCUUCACUUACAACACAGAUGAGGCCAUUAUCACCUUCACAUACAGCUCAGGUGAGGGCCCCAUCUAUUUCACCUACACAAUGACUGAGGGCCCCAUCUCCUUCACCACAGGUGAGGGCCCAGACUCCUCACUUACAACACAGGUGAGGGCCCAGUCUCCUUCACCUACACCACAGGUGAGGGCCCAGUCUCCUUCACCUACACCACAGGUGAGGGCCCAGUCUCCUUCACCUACAACACAGGUGAGGGCCCAGUCUCCUUCAUCCCCACCACAGGUGAGGGCCCAAACCUACACCACAGGUGAGAGCCCAGUCUCCUUCACCUACACCACAGGUGAGGGCCCAGUCUCCUUCACCUACACCACAAGUGAGGGCCCAGGCUCCGUCACCCACACCACAGGUGAGGGCCCGGUCUCCUUCACCCACACCACAGGUGAGGGCCCAGCCUCCUUCACCUACACCACAGGCGAGGGCCCAGUCUCCUUCACCUACACCACAGGUGAGAGCCCAGUUUCCUUCACUUACAACACAGAUGAGGUCUUUAUCACCUUCACUUACAGCUCAGGUGAGGGCUCCAUCUAUUUCACCUACACAAUGACUGAGGGCCCCAUCUCCUUCACCACAGGUGAGGGACCCAUCUCCUUCACCUACACCACAGGUGAGGGCCCAGUCUCCUCACUUACAACACAGGUGAGGGCCCAGUCUCCUUCACCUACAACACAGGUGAGGGCCCAGUCUCCUUCACCCCCACCACAGGUGAGGGCCCCAACCUACACCACAGGUGAGAGCCCAGUCUCCUUCACCUACACCACAGGUGAGGGCCCAGUCUCCUUCACCUACACCACAAGUGAGGGCCCAGGCUCCAUCACCCACACCACAGGUGAGGGCCCGGUCUCCUUCACCCACACCACAGGUGAGAGCCCAGUCUCCUUCACCUACACCACAGGUGAGGGCCGAGUCUCCUUCACCUACACCACAGGUGAGGGCCCAGUCUCCGUCACCUACACCACAGGUGAGGGCCCAGUCUCCUUCACCUACCCCACUGGUGAGGGCCCAGUCUCCUUCACCUACCCCACAGAUGAGAGCCCAGUCUCCCUCACCUACACCACAGGUGAGGCCACAGUCUCCUUCACCCACACACAGGUGAGGGCCCAGUCUCCUUCACCUACACCACGGGUGACGGCCCAGUCUCCUUCACCCACACCACAGGUGAGAGCCAAGUCUCCUUCACCUACACCACAGGUGAAGGCCCAGUCUAAUUCACCUACACCACAAGUGAGGGCCCAGGCUCCGUCACCCACACCACAGGUGAGGGCCCGGUCUCUUUCACCCACACCACAGGUGAGGGCCCAGUCUCCUUCACCUACACCACAGGUGAGGGCCCAGUCUCCUUCACCUACACCACAGGUGAGGGCCAUGUCUCCUUCACCUACACCACAGGUGAGGGCCCAGUCUCCUUCACCCACACCACAGGUGAGGUCCCAAACCUACACCACAGGUGAGAGCCCAGUCUCCUUCACCUACACCACAGGUGAGGGCCCAGUCUCCUUCACCUACACCACAAGUGAGGGCCCAGGCUCCGUCACCCACGCCACAGGUGAGGGCCCGGUCUCCUUCACCCACACCACAGGUGAGGGCUCAGUCUCCGUCACCCACACCACAGGUGAGGGUCCAGUCUCCUUCACCCACACCACAGGUGAGGGCUCCGUCUCCUUCACCUACACCACCGGUGAGGGUCCAGUGUCCUUCACCUACCCCACAGGUGAGAGCCCAGUCUCCUUCACCUACACCACAGGUGAGGGCCGAGUCUCCUUCACCUACACCACAGGUGAGGGCCCAGUCUCCUUCACCUACACCACAGGUGAGGGCCCAGUCUCCUUCACCUACCCCACUGGUGAGGGCCCAGUCUCCUUCACCUACCCCACAGAUGAGAGCCCAGUCUCCUUCACCUAUACCACAGGUGAGGCCACAGUAUCCUUCACCCACACACAGGUGAGGGCCCAGUCUCCUUCACCUACACCAAAGGUGACGGCCCAGUCUCCUUCACCCACACCACAGGUGAGAGCCCAGUCUCCUUCACCUACAACACAGGUGCGGGCCCAGUCUCCUUCACCUACAACACAGGUGAGGGCCCAGUCUCCUUCACCCCCACCACAGGUGAGGGCCCAAACCUACCCCACAGGUGAGAGCCAAGUCUCCUUCACCUACACCACAGGUGAGGGCCCAGUCUCCUUCACCUACACCACAAGUGAGGGCCCACGCUCCGUCACCCACACCACAGGUGAGGGCCCGGUCUCUUUCACCCACACCACAGGUGAGGGCCCAGUCUCCUAA
Schistocerca piceifrons (Central American locust) is the source of this 6231-nucleotide messenger RNA. Its product is annotated as mucin-2-like. NCBI's taxonomy places the organism in Eukaryota, Metazoa, Arthropoda, Insecta, Orthoptera, Acrididae. The transcript has 34 exons. The record is from RefSeq and is a predicted model, not a curated record. The coding region runs from base 1 to 6231 and encodes 2076 amino acids.